This is a messenger RNA of Octodon degus (degu), 381 nucleotides long. RefSeq names its product zinc finger CCHC-type and RNA binding motif containing 1 (gene Zcrb1). Gene Ontology annotation, biological process: mRNA splicing, via spliceosome. Gene Ontology annotation, molecular function: RNA binding. Lineage: Eukaryota; Metazoa; Chordata; Mammalia; Rodentia; Octodontidae. The coding region runs from base 1 to 345 and encodes 114 amino acids. The record is from RefSeq and is a predicted model, not a curated record. Gene Ontology annotation, cellular component: U12-type spliceosomal complex. The transcript has 4 exons.
AUGAGUGGUGGCCUGGCUCCAAGUAAGAGCACAGUGUACGUGUCCAACUUGCCCUUCUCCCUGACAAACAACGACUUAUACCGGAUAUUUUCCAAGUAUGGCAAAGUUGUGAAGGUUACUAUAAUGAAAGACAAAGACACGAGGAAGAGUAAAGGAGUGGCGUUUAUAUUGUUUUUGGAUAAAGACUCUGCACAAAGCUGCACCAGAGCCAUAAAUAACAAACAGUUAUUUGGUAGAGUGAUAAAGGCAAGCAUUGCUAUUGACAAUGGAAGAGCAGCUGAAUUCAUCCGAAGGCGAAACUACUUUGAUAAAUCUAAAUGUUACGAAUGUGGGGUGAGUACAUGAAGUCUUCUGCAGCUUAAGGUAUUUCCCACAUCUGUC